Gossypium arboreum is the source of this 2093-nucleotide messenger RNA. RefSeq lists its product as uncharacterized. The annotation marks the transcript as partial. The transcript has a single exon. NCBI's taxonomy places the organism in Eukaryota, Viridiplantae, Streptophyta, Magnoliopsida, Malvales, Malvaceae. The record is from RefSeq and is a predicted model, not a curated record.
UCUCUAAACAACUUCUUGUUAGCUUCAAAAAUUGGCAAGAAUAACUAGCACAAAUAAAACUAUAAAACCAUAGAUUAAACCUCCCCAAAUGCAUGAUUUUGUUUCCUUAACCACAUACUUCAAAAAAUUAAAAACAUUAGAAAAAAAAAAGUGAGAGAAAGGGAGAGAUGGAUAUGGAGAUUGGAUCACAACACUUUGGGCACCAACAUCCGGUGGAGUUCAAAGAUGUGUUGAGUGAUGAAACUAAAGAAGCUAUUUGCUUAAGGUGCGGGGAGAUGGUGUUCGGUUCAAGCUUUAGUUUCAUGGAAUGCGAGUUUUACCUCCACAAGAAAUGUGCUGAGGCACCUUCGAAGAUUGAUCACCCUUUUCAUCGUAAUCACCCUCUGGUUCUCUUACCGAAGCCAAAAUACAAGAGAUGCUUUUGCAAUUUUUGCGGCAAAACUUGUGAGAAGUCUGUUUAUCAUUGUUCUUGUAAAUUAGACUUUCAUAUCAAAUGUGCUUUAUUUUCCCUUAACAUGGCUGAAAAGAAACUUGAAGAGCUUAAACACAUAACUGUCAAAGUUCCAUUGCUCUUCACUGAAGAUGAUAAUAAGGAACUUGAAAAGCUUUACUGUUUUAUGUGUUGGGAGCCAUUAUUAGAAUCUAUGUACUUCUCUCUUGAUUGUGGGUUCAACCUACAUAAGAAAUGUGUUGAAUUGCCUCAUGAAAUCAAGUACCCUAUUCACAAGAGGCAUCCUUUGAUUUUGCAGUUUAAUGUUGAUCAUUUCUCUUGCAAAAUAUGUCUCCAAGAGCCAUCUGGAAUGGGAAUUGUCUAUUCUUGUUCACCUUGUAGAUUUUCCGUUCAUAUCAAAUGCGCAGAGUUUCCUCCUAUACUCAAUCUCCCAUGCCACCGUAACCAUCCUCUUUUUCUACCUGUCAAAAGGGGAGGCUCUUGCCACGCAUGUAGAAAAAAUCCUUCUUUUAUGACAUGCGAAGAAACCCAACAAAAUAAUUUUUAUCAUUGUUCAUCUUGCAACUUCGGCCUUCAUUUAGAGUGUGCUUCACCACCUCUCACCAUUAAAGAAAAAAUUCAUGAGCACCCUUUCUCUUUGUUUUGGAGACAAGCCUCGUUCAUUUGUGAUGCAUGUGGUCUUGAGGGAAACUUUGUUUCCUAUAUAUGUUCUACAUGCAACCUUUUAGUCCAUAAAAAAUGCAUUUCCCUACCACCCAUAAUCAGAAUCCCACGACAUAAACACCCAAUUUUUCACAAAUAUUUUCUUCAAGAUCAUCAAUUUAAGGAUUGUGAUUGUAGAAUUUGUGAUGAUAAGGUGAAUAUAAAGUAUGGGAGUUACUCUUGCUUCAAUUGCAAGUUUGUCGUCCAUGUGAAAUGUGCUUUAGAGAAAAAGGGUUGGUACAAGGAAGUUGAGCCAAAAGAUAUAGAUGGGAAGUUGGCAAUAGUUCCCAAAAUGUCUGCUAACCCCAUCGAUUGUGUCAUUGAGAAAAAUGAAGACGGAGAAAUGACAAAAAUAAAACAUUUCGGCCAUGAACAUAAUCUAAUAUUAAGCAAAAACCUCAUUGAGGGACAUUGUGAUGGGGCCAGUCUCAUGGAUAAAUAUUGUGAUGGGUGUGUGCUACCCAUCUCGAAUCCAUUUUAUUAUUGCUCACAAUGUGAUUUCCUUCUCCACAAAUCUUGUGCUAAAUCGCUUAAGCAGCAACAGUUGUGGUUUCAUAUAUGUCAAAGGUUCCUCAUCCUUCUUGUGGGCUACAUAUUCAGAUGUGGCCUUUGUCAAAGUGAGUGCAACGGCUUUUCCUAUAUGUGCAAGAAAUGUGAUGUUCAUUAUUGCCUUUAUUGUGCAACAAGGGACUACAGAAUCAAGCAUCAAGGGCAUAAGCACCCACUUUUCUUUGAUCGUAAACAUGAAGGGCGGUGCGAUGCUUGCAAUGUUAAAGUACGUGGUCUCUACAAAUGUAAGCAAUGCUCUUUCAAUUUACAUAUCAAAUGUUUAAGACUACCACUCACAGCUUGGCACAAGUUUGACAAACAUCAACUUGCACUCACUUACAAAGAGGGUAAUGAGUACUCAGAAUAUCAGUUCUGUGACAUUUGUGAAGAA